GGCGUCCGCGGGAGGGAGGCGCUGCCCGCGGCCCGGCCGCUCCCGCUGCAGCUGCUCGCCGGGUUCGCCGUGCCCUGCCCGCGGGGCCCCGGCUGUUCUCAUCCCGGCCGCCGCCCGGGCUGCCGCUGGUGACCACUCGCCGCGCCGCCGGAGGCUUCACCCGCGUCCUCCCCCAGGACGCGCCCGCGGAGCUCCGGCCUCUUCGCCCCGCUCGCGGAGGCCGCGCUGCGCGCCGGGCGGCGGCGAGGCCGGAAGAUGGCCUGGGUGCUCAAGAUGGACGAGGUGAUCGAGUCCGGGCUGGUGCACGACUUCGACGCCAGCCUCUCGGGCAUCGGGCAGGAGCUGGGCGCCGGCGCCUACAGCAUGAGCGAUGUCUUGGCAUUGCCAAUUUUCAAGCAGGAAGAUUCCAGCCUUCCAUUGGAUGACGAAACCAAACACCCGCCCUUCCAGUAUGUGAUGUGUGCAGCAACGUCACCAGCCGUGAAGCUGCACGACGAAACGCUCACGUACUUGAACCAAGGUCAGUCUUACGAAAUUCGCAUGCUGGAUAAUCGGAAAAUGGGAGAUGUGCCUGAGAUCACUGGAAAACUGGUAAAGAGCAUCAUAAGAGUUGUAUUCCAUGACAGACGGCUCCAGUAUACAGAGCAUCAGCAGCUUGAAGGUUGGAAGUGGAAUCGCCCAGGAGACAGACUCCUCGAUUUAGAUAUUCCAAUGUCUGUGGGAAUAAUUGACACAAAGACAAAUCCAAGCCAGUUAAAUGCAGUUGAAUUUCUGUGGGAUCCUGCAAAACGCACAUCUGCUUUCAUUCAGGUACACUGCAUCAGCACAGAAUUUACUCCCCGGAAGCACGGAGGUGAAAAGGGAGUGCCUUUUAGGAUCCAGGUUGACACCUUUAAGCAGAAUGAAAAUGGAGAAUACACAGAUCAUCUACACUCAGCUAGCUGCCAAAUCAAAGUUUUUAAGCCGAAAGGUGCAGAUAGGAAACAAAAAACUGAUCGAGAGAAGAUGGAGAAGAGAACCGCUCAUGAGAAGGAGAAGUACCAGCCGUCCUAUGACACCACGGUCCUCACAGAGAUGAGGCUUGAGCCUAUAAUUGAAGAUGCAGUUGAACAUGAGCAGAAAAAGUCCAGCAAGCGGACUUUGCCAGCAGACUACGGUGAUUCUCUGGCAAAGCGAGGCAGUUGCUCUCCAUGGCCCGACACCCCCACCGCCUAUGUGAACAGCAGCCCUUCCACGGCGCCCACCUUCACGGCCCCGCAGCAGAGCGCUUGCAGCGUCCCGGACAGCAAUUCUUCUUCCCCAAAUCAUCAAGGAGAUGGAGUUUCACAGGCCUCUAGUGAACAACUUCAGCCUUCAGCCACGAUCCAGGAAACACAACAAUGGCUGAUCAAAAACAGAUUCUCUUCCUACACAAGACUGUUCUCCAGUUUUUUAGGUGCCGACUUGUUAAAACUGACAAAGGAGGAUCUAGUACAAAUUUGUGGUGCAGCCGAUGGAAUUCGGCUCUAUAAUUCACUGAAGUCAAGGUCGGUGCGGCCCCGCCUGACCCUCUACGUCUGCCGCGAGCAGCCGGCGCCGCAGGGGCAGCAGCAGGCAGCGGGUGGCGGGGGCGACGGCGGCGGCGCCACGCCCUACGUUUAUCAUGCAAUCUACUUAGAAGAAAUGGUUGCUUCAGAAGUUGCUCGAAAACUUGCGUUGGUGUUUAAUAUUCCUUUCCACCAAAUUAACCAGGUUUACAGACAGGGUCCCACCGGUAUUCACAUUCUUGUUAGCGAUCAGAUGGUUCAAAACUUUCAAGAUGAGAGUUGUUUUUUAUUCUCCACAGUAAAAGCUGAAAACGGCGGUGGCGUCCACAUAAUUUUGAAGUGACGUCUUGACGUCUGAACUCUAUUCAGCACCAGUUUAAAGUUACGCUUAAAAGUGUGUGAAGACUGAAUCCAAGAAGUCUUGGGAUUGGAUUUUACCGUAUGAAAUGUUUCAUAUUGAAAACACAGGAUGACCUUUCUCACGAACUGGAUGAGAGGCACGUCUCCUUCGCUUCACUGCCGCGGCCUCACCCCGGGACGGUGAGCACGUCGGGCCCCGGUGCAGGUAGGCCGCCUGCUUCUCUGCCAGAGAGGCCAGUAGACACAGUCCCUAGAAGCAGCCUUCGCUGUCUUUUUACACUGUAUGCGGUUUGGAAAUGAAUGUAAAGAUGUACUGUGGGCAUUUACCUUUCUGGGCCAGUUCGGCUUCUGCUGCCCGGACCUUAUGCUGACCUGGGGGCGGGGGGGCCCUGGCUGCUGCGGGGCAAGCGCCGAAUCCACGUGUGGAGAGAGUGAGGCCGGCGCUGAUACGGGCCGAUCAGUGGUCAGGGGAGAGAGGCUUGGCGCCUUCUUGGAAAAAAUCACGUCUAAGGGUGCGCGUCUGCCGUGAUCUUGCCAGAUCGGGGAAGCCCCAAGCCAGGAAGACGGGCGUGAAGCAAACUGCAUUAUCAAGAGUACCUUGGUGAGAGGAUCAGUGUAAAUCCUAAUAGGUACAAAGACUUUUGUGUUUUUGCUUUGUCACAGAUUUACUGAAAAACUUUUUGCUUCUGCUUCCAUUUUUAGCAUUUUGUUUCUGGUUUUCAUUUUUGAAGCCCCAAUGCCUUUUAAACUCAUGUGGUUUUAUUUCUCCUUUUCCUCCCUCUCUCUGUCUCUGACCACCCACCCCACCCUGCACCAUACUGUUGUUAAACUUUUUUAAAGCCCUGUCCCCAACAUUGGAAAUACACCCAAGCAGGAGAAAACAGUGUGAUGGUUUCUGACUUGGUGUUAAGGGGUCUUCAUUAUCAAGAGUUGAAAUUUAUUUGUGAAACACUAGACAUCACAAACACUAUAUUGUACCAUCAAAAUUCCUCACACUUCCCUAAUAUGGAGCUUUAGUACAAUCAUGGGUAACAUUCUGGUGAUUAUUUAGGGACUUUUUUAUACACCACAUAAUAGCUUCUUUUUCUAUAAAAAGAGUGCCUCUUUCACAAAACCAAAUGCUUGUUGGCCAGUAUACUUUCCAAAGGGAAUCACUGUUUUUGCAAUUUUUUCUACUAUCAAUCAUUAUUAUCUCUUCUCUUCACCCGAAGCCUUCCCAAAAUUCAUCAGCAAGCAUUUGAGGCCUGUGGUGUACUAGACACAAUUUUCUUUUCAAACUUCGAUUCCAUUUUAAUUAUGCCAUCUCUGUCCGUUCAUCCAGUGUCUUGGUUUUGAGUGUAUUAUUUGAUCCUUAUCUUUGUUCAGGCAGAAAUAGGAAUGGGUAAUUUUGAGUUUAAAAUCUCUCCCAGAAGACAAAACUACUUCAGUGGGUGAAAGCUUUGGCACUGUACGUUUUAUUCAUAAAGGGGGUUAUUUGAUAUGAAAAAGUACUGUCUCUAAAUAGUCCAUCUUUGGUUUGAAAAUAUCCAUAACUUGUAUAGACCCUAAAGCAGGAGAGCUUUCCUUUCCGUCAUUUUCCCUUUGCUUUUGUAUGACCACAUGUUUUCUGUACCAGUCAGUCAUUUGGGAAAGAAGUGAGCUUCUCUCUUAAUUGUUUUAGAGUUUUGCUUGUCUAUUUAGCAUUCCUUUUUGAGUCUCAAGAUUUAUGGAACAAUAAAUGUCAUUUUUAAUGCUGUGUGCUAUUUUGAAUUCCUCAUCAGGUUUUACAAGUGGGGUAAAAAUAAUUAAAAGCUCAUCAAACUUGAAAUGACACCAAGCAGCAUUGAACAUUAGUCUCUCCCAGUGAAACAGGUUAAAUUAUGGCACCAGCAAAUUUGCUACUUUGUUUUUUUAAUAGUAGGAUGUACACAUUUCAGUAUAAUAAAUGUUUUCCGAUUGUUUUGCAAAUGUGUGUCUCAUUUAAAAUCCAAGUUCCUGCCAGUGUGUCACCUCAUGUCAUAGAAUCAAGGAGUUCACUGUGUAUGUUCUGAGUACACACCAGUCCCAAUGUUGUUAUAAGAGCUGACGCGGGUGUGUGUUUUCAGUUUGUUUCCUCAAAGCUGAUGCAACUGAGGAUAGCUUAUCCAGUGACUGUGCCACACUUAAAGGGGAAGCAAACCUGAUUUUUCUUAACAGAGGUUCUCCUGUUUUGUAGAUGCGGUCCAGCGUCAUUCAGCCAGAGUCCAGUAGCUGUGAGAGGUUGUGUCCAGGCUCAAAAGAGAUAAUGUAUAGAAGGCCCUGGUCAUUUAAAUUUUUAAAAUAGAAACUAUAUUCAUAGCUUCCUGCAACAGCCAUUUUUUCCCCCACACAGUGGUGUAAAUGUAUAUUUAAAUAACUGCUAUGGUAUACACACAAUAAGGCAGCAAAAUCAUC
This is a messenger RNA of Eubalaena glacialis (North Atlantic right whale), 4298 nucleotides long. RefSeq names its product upstream binding protein 1 (gene UBP1). Gene Ontology annotation, cellular component: nucleus. Lineage: Eukaryota; Metazoa; Chordata; Mammalia; Artiodactyla; Balaenidae. Gene Ontology annotation, molecular function: DNA-binding transcription activator activity, RNA polymerase II-specific; RNA polymerase II cis-regulatory region sequence-specific DNA binding. The record is from RefSeq and is a predicted model, not a curated record. Gene Ontology annotation, biological process: regulation of transcription by RNA polymerase II. The transcript has 16 exons. The coding region runs from base 256 to 1869 and encodes 537 amino acids.